AUGCCACCAAAAAAGGUGACGUUACCGGCGUUCACAAAGAUGGAAGCCAGGGUCGAAGCGUUAGAGACGAUGUUGGAGAAAUGCUUGGGUAAGUCGUUGACUGUAGACGAAGGAGAUGCGAGCGUAUCCGGCAAAGGUACGGCGAGUACGAUUGUCAACAGCCGUCAUGGAGAUGCUUUGACAGAGUAUCGCCAAUCCGUGAAGAAGUUGACAGAAUUGAAGCAAGAAGGAACGGUUGAGGAAUAUAUCACGGAGUUUGAAUACCUAACGUCUCAGAUAGCGAAGCUACCAGAGAAACAAUUUCGUGGGUAUUUCUUACAUGGGUUGAAGGAAGAGAUUAGGGGGAAGGCACGUAGCUUGGUGGCAAUGGGGGAAAUGAGCAGAACAAAAUUGCUUCAAGUCACAAGAGUUGUGGAGAGAGAGGUGAAAGGGGGAAACAACUUUCAUCGUGGGUCUAGAUUUAGUUAUAACCCAUCUCAUAAUGGGUCAAUAGGAAGGAAAGCCACAUCUGACUGGAUCAUGAUACAGAGGAGAGAUGUUGGGCUGCAUGGGGGUGUCAAGAGUGGAGUAAGUGGGUGCAAAGGAGACAAACAUGCCCAAAACGAAAAGAAACAUAUUGGGCCUCGUGAUAGGGAUUUCAAGCAUUUGUCUUACAAUGAAUUGAUGGAAAGGAAGCAAAAGGGGUUAUGUUUUAAGUGUGGAGGCCCAUUCCAUCCUAUGCACCAAUGCCCGGAAAAACAACUUAGAGAUUUGGUUGUGGAGGAGGGUGGAGAUGAUGUGGAUGAGACUAAAUUCUUGGCUAUAGAGGUGGAUAAAAGUGAUGAAGAGGAUAAGGGGGAGAUGAGUGUACUUAACUUGCAUCACAUUGCACAUAAGACUCAUCAUACUAUGAAAUUCCAAGGAACAAUACAAGGAGUAGAGGUAUUGAUUUUGGUGGAUAGUGGGACAACACAUAAUUUCAUUUUGCAAAAGUUAGUGCAUCAAAUGGACUGGCCAAUUGACACUACUGUUGUACCUUAA
Messenger RNA from Vicia faba (fava bean), 1020 nucleotides. The record is from the annotation of a GenBank genome assembly. Lineage: Eukaryota; Viridiplantae; Streptophyta; Magnoliopsida; Fabales; Fabaceae.